Messenger RNA from Brachypodium distachyon (stiff brome), 591 nucleotides. RefSeq names its product glycine-rich protein 5-like. Lineage: Eukaryota; Viridiplantae; Streptophyta; Magnoliopsida; Poales; Poaceae. The record is from RefSeq and is a predicted model, not a curated record. The coding region runs from base 1 to 591 and encodes 196 amino acids. The transcript has a single exon.
AUGGAUCUGGUGGCGUCUGGCGGGGCUGGUGGCGGCCAGGAGAUCGGUGGCGGCGGUGGCCUGCCGGCGAUUGCCGUGGCAGGGCAGUUAGUCGCUGUGGCUGGGCUGACGGCUGCCGCGGCAGGUCAGGGGGUGCUGGCGGCAGGAGGUGCAGCGGGAUUUGCUGCUGCGGCAGGGCAGUCGGUUCCCGCGGCAGGAGGUGCGGCCGGUUUUGCUGCUGCGGCAGGGCAGUCGUUUACCGCGGCAGGUCAGGGAGUGCUGGCAGCAGGAGGUGCGGCAGGUUUUGCUGCUGCGGGUGGCCGUGCACAAGGAGGUUUCGGUGGAGGCAAUGCUGCGCAGGGAGGUUUCGGGGGAGGAUAUCAUGAGGGCAAUGGCGGUGGUUUCUGUGGAGGCAAUGGUGGUGGCUAUGGGAAUAACUUCGGAGGUUUUAAUUCUGGUUAUGGUGGAGGCUAUGGUAAUGGUUUUAACUUCGGAAUUUUUGCUUUGGGCAGUCACGUGGCCGAUUUUCCUACCAAGGAAGUGGGGGUGGUAGACGUUGGGGUCGUGGUUUUCAGCAGGGUGCCGGAGGGCAGCAAGGUGGUGGUGAGAUGA